Molecule: messenger RNA, 2408 nt
Organism: Etheostoma spectabile (orangethroat darter)
Lineage: Eukaryota; Metazoa; Chordata; Actinopteri; Perciformes; Percidae
Gene: irx5a
Product: iroquois homeobox 5a
Exons: 3
Coding region: 474-1850 (458 amino acids)
Biological process (GO): regulation of transcription by RNA polymerase II; cell development; neuron differentiation
Cellular component (GO): nucleus
Molecular function (GO): DNA-binding transcription factor activity, RNA polymerase II-specific; RNA polymerase II cis-regulatory region sequence-specific DNA binding
Source: RefSeq, a predicted model, not a curated record
GGCUGUGGUUACCCAGCAAAAGCUUGCCUUUUCCUUCGGUGACUACACCCCGAGAGGAGGAGCGUAGUAGGCGUCAGGAUCCUCAAUUUUUCAACUUAGCAUCUUGGCAGGACAUUUUCCCAAGCAAAGCCCCCCGUCCGACGGGUAAAAAAAAACUUCUGCACGGGCGUGAGACCGACGGUGCAACUCAGAUAAGGGAGCAACAGAAAAACAACAAGACCAGACCAAAACAUCCGACGAGCAGUUGGCUGGCUGGCUGGCUGGCUGGCAGCGACCAAAAAAAUCCAUCCAACAUCAUAAGCCUCUCUUUUAUUUAAUCACUUUUACUUUUUGCCUUCACCAUUGUCAUUCAGAGGGGGUGACAGACAGCGGGUCUGCAGACACACGGCUCUAUGCGCUCCGACAGCAGCGCAUGAGAAAAUAAAGGGAGGAAAGUGCGCAAGUUAAGUGGCUCAUAUUCUCCGGGCUCCAGCAUGGCGUAUCCUCAAGGCUACUUGUACCAGCCGUCCGCUUCUCUAGCCCUGUAUUCAUGUCCUGCGUACAGCACCAGUGUGAUAUCGGGACCCAGAACCGAGGAACUUGGGAGAUCCUCUUCGGGAUCUGCUUUUGCACCAUAUGCCGGAUCUACCGCGUUCACCAGCGCCUCGCCAGGCUACAACUCCCACUUACCCUACAGUGCUGCAGACGCGGCAGCAGCUGCCACAUUCACCUCGUACGUGGUGAGUAAACUAAAGAGUUCACCCUAUGACCACACUACGGGUAUGGCCGGCUCAAUAGGAUACCACCCUUACGCAGCACCCUUGGGCACCUACCCUUAUGGUGACCCGGCAUACCGUAAAAACGCAACCCGGGACGCCACUGCCACCCUGAAGGCCUGGCUCGGUGAGCACCGCAAAAAUCCUUAUCCAACCAAGGGAGAAAAGAUCAUGCUGGCCAUCAUCACCAAAAUGACCCUCACCCAGGUGUCCACCUGGUUCGCCAACGCCAGGAGGAGACUAAAGAAGGAGAACAAGAUGACCUGGACCCCCCGGAACCGGAGCGAGGACGAGGAGGAGGACGAGAAUAUUGAUUUGGAGAAAAACGACGACGACGAGCCAAACAAGCCCACCGACAAGGGAGACUCCACAGACACAGAAGCAGAUCAUAAACUGCUGAACCCAGGGGAUAUAGGCUGUGACAGAUUUAAAGAGGAGGGCCAUGGCAAAGACACGGAUCCUCUUCUGAGCGACUCGGAGUUAAAAGACCAGGAGGAGCGGACUACUGAGUUGCUGCCGGAUUCCGCAAAACCAACCACGUCGUCUCCCUCGGCGGUGCCCCGGGGGAACCAGACCUUAGCGGAACAAGACAAGCCGUCAGAUUUGAGCCAUGCACCGGGUACGGUGACCAGCAACGUGACCUCUGUUAUCCACUCGCCCCCUUCGGCCCCUAAACCCAAACUGUGGUCCCUUGCGGAGAUCGCCACGUCCUCAGACAGGUGUAAAAGCAGCGGCGAGACGCCACAGGCCUGCCCUGGUUUGGGUCAGAGCGCAGUAAUGAGCACCAACGCGUCUCCAUCACGGUCCUCCCCUCAGUGCCCGCUCCCCAACAGCACGGUGCUAUCCAGGCCCCUGUACUACACCUCCCCUUUCUACCCCGGCUACACGAACUAUGGUGGCAGUUUUGGACAUCUUCACAGUAACCACGGCUCGGUAACCACGGGCUCCACGGCACAUUUCAAUGGAUUAAACCAGACUGUGUUAAAUAGGGCAGAGGCUUUGGUAAGAGAGAGCCAGAGAGUCAGAGGCCAAACGCAGGUAGAUCUUUGUAAAGACUCCCCUUAUGAACUAAAGAAAGGUAUGUCAAACAUUUAAUACCUGAUUAUUUUACACUCACCGCGGACUUGUAUUUAUUUUUUUGUGGUUGCAUUAAAAAAAAAAGAAGAAAAAAAAAAAGAACACGAUGAAGCAAAUUCUGAGAACAGUUAUUUUCUGAGUAAAUGCUUAUCUUAAAAGUUUUAGUUUCUGAAUGGUUAAUCCUACAAUGUAACAAGAAUGGUCUUAACCGCUGCAGCCGCCUGAGUCUAUUUGUAUGAAAGACUAACAUGUAUAUUUAAUGUAGCAUUUUUGUAUUUAAAAUGGACAACACACUAUCUUUGAAGUAAAUUAUGGAGAAAAAAAUAUAUAUUCUUGUGCAGCGAUUAUUUUUUGGGGAGCAGUUGGAAUUGCCUGAUAUGUGUCUAAAGAGCUUCAAGGCCAAUUAAUCUACACGAAAUAUUAAUUUCAUUUUGCACCGUGACAGAUGUCUCUAUGGUAAUUCUCUUUUCAAAAUAUUAUGGCAGUGAGAGCCCAGGCAAACUCGAAAGAAAAAGGCCUUCAUUCAGCAAAAAGGAUGUUGGAAUAUAUCUAAACAAUAAAAAGGGUUCAGUUUCA